Cuscuta epithymum is the source of this 1497-nucleotide messenger RNA. NCBI's taxonomy places the organism in Eukaryota, Viridiplantae, Streptophyta, Magnoliopsida, Solanales, Convolvulaceae. The record is from the annotation of a GenBank genome assembly.
CGGCCCGUGAGCCACCUACCAAUAGCAACUCGGAAUUCGUUGAGAAAAAAAGGGAAAGCUGUCUGAUUCCGUUUGUAUGGUAAACAACAAGGCAGACACAGAGUUGAAAUGUCGGUGCACUCCGAAUCUCCUCCAACCAAACACGAAGCAGGGGUAAUCACCUGCAAAGCGGCGGUGGCAUGGGGCCCAGGGGGGGCAUUGGUGAUGGAGGAGGUGGAGGUGAGCCCUCCGCAGGCUAUGGAGAUCCGUAUAAGGGUUGUCUGCACUUCUCUCUGUCGCAGUGACCUCACCGCCUGGCUCUCUCGCCCUCCCUCCCCUCUCUAUCCUCGGAUUUUCGGCCACGAAGCUUCAGGGAUUGUGGAGAGUGUGGGGCAAGAGGUCACAGAAUUCGUAGAAGGGGACCAUGUCCUCACAUUGUUCACAGGGGAGUGCAUGAGGUGCAGAAACUGCAUUGCAGGCAAAACCAACAUUUGCCAAGUUCUUGGACUUGAACAUAAAGGAGUCAUGCACAGUGACCAAAAGACACGCUUCUUUCUUAAAGGGAAACCGGUGUAUCAUUAUUGUGCGGUCUCAAGUUUUAGUGAGUAUACUGUUGUACACUCAGGCUGUGCUGUCAAGGUUAGUUCUGUUGCUCCACUCGAGAAAGUAUGCAUCCUCAGUUGUGGUGCUGCUGCUGGUCUUGGAGCUGCAUGGAAUGUUGCUAAUGUUUCUCGAGGAUCUAAAGUUGCUAUCUUUGGUCUUGGAACUGUGGGCCUUUCUGUAGCUCAAGGUGCUAAACUGCGGGGAGCUUCUCAAAUAAUUGGAGUGGACACUAAUCCGCAAAAGAGAGAAAUAGGCAAGGAAUUCGGAGUAACAGACUUUUUAAACCCAAACGACACUGCUGAACCUAUUCAAGAGGUAAUAAAGCGUUUGACUGAUGGAGGUGCAGACUUCUGUUUUGAAUGUAUAGGGGACACAGAUAUGGUAACCACUGCUUUGCAAUCUUCUUGUGAUGGAUGGGGCUUGACUGUGACCCUUGGAGUACCAAAGACGAAGCCGGAGAUAAGCGGCCACUUUCGAUUUUUUCUUACCGGUAGAAGAUUGACAGGAUCUCUUUUUGGUGGCUGGAAACCUAAGUCGGACAUCCCAUCAUUAGUUGACAUGUACCUUAACAAGGAAAUCCACAUUGAUGAGCUGAUAACGCAUAAUCUGCCAUUCGAGGAAAUAAACAAAGCUUUUGAUUUGAUGACACGAGGAAAAUGUUUGCGCUGUGUCUUACACAUGCCUACUAAGUAACCCUUACCCUAUUUCUAGACUUCUCUUAGAAAGAGUUGUGGUCAUCCAAAAUUAGAAAGGGUUGUUAUUUUUUCCUUUCCUUGCUCUUGUGCAGCGCUUGAAAUGAUUUUUUGUAACUAAACAUGUAAUAUGUUUUGAUUUUUCAUGUCAAACGGAUUUAAUUUUGAGCUCAUGGUUUUUUUAACUCGUUCUAUAGCUGUUAAUUUCAGAGUGUUACCAGAC